Molecule: messenger RNA, 247 nt
Organism: Staurois parvus
Lineage: Eukaryota; Metazoa; Chordata; Amphibia; Anura; Ranidae
Source: the annotation of a GenBank genome assembly
AUCAGCUGUGUCCAAUCACAGCUGAUCACAUCUGUCAUGCUGACAGUUCAAGAGGAGAGGAGAGCCGGGCACUGAUGAUCAGUGUGCCCUGAUGAUCAGUGUAGCCCCAGCAGUCCCACCUGUCAGUGAUCAUCAGUGCCUUGUGUCAGUGCCUUGUGCUAGUGCCCAUCAGUGCCACAUCAAUGCCACAUAUCAGUGCCUACCAGUGCACAUCAGUGCCACAUAUCAGUGCCCAUCUGAGCUGCCU